Messenger RNA from Colius striatus (speckled mousebird), 13827 nucleotides. RefSeq names its product epiplakin 1 (gene EPPK1). The transcript has 4 exons. Lineage: Eukaryota; Metazoa; Chordata; Aves; Coliiformes; Coliidae. The record is from RefSeq and is a predicted model, not a curated record. Gene Ontology annotation, molecular function: keratin filament binding; structural molecule activity. Bases 1 to 13827 code for a protein of 4608 amino acids. Gene Ontology annotation, biological process: wound healing; intermediate filament bundle assembly. Gene Ontology annotation, cellular component: cytoplasm; cytoskeleton; membrane.
AUGGAGACCAAGCCAGCAGUGAAUGGCCACGCUGCCCCCGGCUCUUGCCAGGAUGACGUGUCAGGAGCCAACCACCCAGGCCAGGAUGUGCUGCCUUCCAAACACAGAAAAGCAAUGGUGAUGGAGGCUUCUAGCAAGCCCUCAGAGGCAGCUGGCAGUAUUUCUGGAGUCUACAUAGAGGCUUCAAAGAAGAUAAUGAGCUUUUAUGAUGCCACCAGAGAGCACCUCCUGAGUCUGGAUUCAGCACUCUGCCUUCUCGAGGCUCAGGCAGCCACAGGCUUCCUCACUGACCCAGUGCAGAACAGGCACGUGUCCGUAGCAGAAGCUGUGCAGCUGGGACUGGUGGGGCUGGAGCUGAAGGAGAGGCUGCUUUCUGCAGAGAAAGCUGCUACUGGCUUUGUGGACCCUUACACAGAAGAGAAAAUCUCCCUGUACCAGGCGAUCCAGAAGGAGCUGAUCGGGAGGGAACAAGGCACCCGGCUGCUGGAGGCCCAGAUGGCAACUGGGGGCAUCAUUGACCCAGCCACUGGCCGCCGGCUCCCAGCAGAUGCUGCCUGUGAGAGGGGGUAUUUGGAUGAAGGAUUGAGCCAGCUCCUCUCUGACCCCAGCAGUGAGGACAGCAAAGGGUUCCUCAACCCCAGUACUAUGGAGAGGGUCACUUAUGCGGAGCUGAUGAAGAGGUGCAUUGUUGAUCCGGCCUCAGGCUUCCUUCUCCUGCCCCUGCAAAUCACGUUCGCCGGGCUGGGAGGGAGGGUGAGCAGCAAGGAUCUGCUGGAUUCUGGCAUCAUCAGCCCUGACGUGUUCAGAGACCUCGAGGAGGGAAGAGUUUCUGCCCAGGCAGUGGGAGAUAACGACUCCAUUCAGCAGUUCCUGUGUGGGACGAGGAGCGUGGCCGGUGUCGUCCUGCCUUCUGGUGAGCGGAGAAGCCUUUACCAGGCCCUGAGAGAGCAUCUCCUCGUGCCUGGUGCUGCUCUGAUGCUCCUGCAAGUUCAGGCCUCCACCGGCAGCCUGACAGACCCCAUAAAGAACAAAAGCUACUCAGCUGAUGAGGCUGUCAGGGUCGGUCUUGUCGGCCCAGAGCUUCAUGAGAAGCUAUCUUCAGCUGAGAGGACCAUCACUGGAUACAGGGACCCCUGCACUGGAGAAAUGCUCUCUCUGUUCCAAGCCAUCAGGAAGGGCUUCAUCCCCAAGGAUCAUGGCAUUUGCCUUCUGGAGGCUCAGAUGGCCACGGGAGGUAUAAUUGCUCCAGGCAGGCACCUCCGUGUCCCCACAGAGACAGCUUGCAAGUGGGGGUACCUGGAUGAGGCCACAAAACAGCUCCUCUCCAGCCCUACUGCUGCCACAAAAGGGUUCUUAGACCCCAGCUCCAAGGAGAAGGUGACCUACACAGACCUGCUCAAGCGCUGUGUCACCGAUCCCGAGACGGGGCUCCUGCUGCUGCCGCUUGCUGGAGACGGCCGAGGAGGAUCUGAGGGAAUGCACCGCUUCCUUGACCAUAAGACCCAGACAGCUCUGGAAAACACACAGGUGCCUAUUGCUGUGGGUAAAUUCAAGGGAAAGUCGGUGUCUCUCUGGAAACUCCUCUUCUCAGACUACGUGCAGAGCGAGCGGAGGGCUGCCCUCACCCAGCAGUACCUGGCAGGGACGCUGCCUCUGCAGGACUUGGCUGAGGCAGUCAGUGCCACCAUCGAGGAGACAGCUGCCACUGCCAACCUCACCUUCGAAGGGCUGAGGGAGCAGGUGACAGCUGACCAGCUCCUGAGCUCUGAAAUCAUCAACAAAGAUUUGUUUCACAAGCUGAAGGAGGGAGAAACAUCAGCCAAAGAAGUUGUCAGCAUGGACACCGUCAAGAAGUACCUGCAAGGGACAGGCAGCAUCGGCGGGCUGCUGCUCCCUGACUCCCAGGAGAAGAUCAGCAUCUACCAGGCAAAGCGGAAAGGCCUUUUAAGGCCAGGGACAUCGCUGAUCCUGCUGGAGGCUCAGGCUGCCACUGGAUUUAUUAUUGACCCAGCUGCCAACAAAAGGUAUUCCGUGGAUGAGGCUUUAAGAGCGAACGUCAUCGGCCCGGAUGUUUAUGACAAGCUGCUGGCUGCAGAGAAAUCGGUCACGGGCUACAGAGACCCUUACUCAGGGAACAAGAUCUCGCUGUUCCAGGCCAUGCAGAAGGAUCUGAUCGUGAAGGACCACGGCAUCCGGCUGCUGGAGGCCCAGAUCGCCACGGGCGGCAUCAUUGACCCGGUGCACAGCCACCGCAUCCCCGUGGAGGUGGCCUACCGGCGCGGCUACUUCGACAAGAAGAUGAACCUAAUCCUCUCUGACCCCAGCGACGACACCAAGGGCUUCUUCGACCCCAACACCCACGAGAACCUGACCUACCUGCAGCUGAAGGAGAAGUGCAUCACCGAGCCCUCCACGGGGCUGUGCCUCCUGCCCCUGAACAGCAGGAAGCGUCAGUUCAUCGACGAGAGCACCAGGAGGGUGUUCAGGAGCUCCUGGCUGCCCGUCAGGUUUGGGCGCUUACGGGGGGAGAGGGUGUCUGUGUGGGACCUGCUCAACUCCGAGUACUUCAGCGAGGGGAGACGCAGGGAGAUCUUCAACCACUACCAGCUGAAGAAGCUCAGCCUGGAGCAAAUUCGAAGCAUGUUAGAGGAGGAAAUGAAGAAAUGGUUCCCCGUCAAGUUUCCAGCCAUGAGAGGCAGCGUCAGCGCUUACCAUCUGAUGGAAACGGGCGUCAUCGACAAGACCCUGUUUGAGAAGGUGCUGGAGGGAUCCGUCACGCCAGAGCAAGUCUUGCACAUGGACUCUGUCAGGAAGUACCUCUAUGGCUCUGGAAGCAUUGGGGGAAUUGUACUGCAGCCAUCAAACCAGAGGAUCAGCAUUUACGAGGCCAUGAAGCAAAACAUUGUGGUGCCAGGAGUAGCCCUCCCACUGCUGGAGGCACAGGCUGCCACAGGCUUCAUCAUCGACCCGGUGAACAACCAGAAGCUCUGCGUGGAUGAUGCCAUGAAGGAGGGAGUCAUUGGGCCAGAAGUCCACGAGAAGCUGCAGCACGCGGAAGGGGCUGUAACAGGCUUUAAGGAUCCUUUCACAGGCAAGAAGAUACCCCUCUUCCAGGCGAUGAAGAAGGGCCUGAUCGCAGACCAGCAGGCCAUGCAGCUGAUGGAGGUGCAGAUGGCUACAGGAGGCAUCAUUGACCCAACCUGUGGCCACUAUAUCCCUGUAGAAUCUGCCCAGAAGCGAGGGUGCCUGGAUGAGGACACGAGCAAGGCCCUUUCUGAGCCCAGCGACAACAACAGAGCCUUCUGCAUCCCAGACAGCAAAGAGACCGUGACCUAUGCCGAGCUAAUCAAGCGCUGCCAGAGGGACGAGAUCUCCGGCUUCCACUUGCUGCCUCUGUCACAGGCAGCUGCUCCUGCCUACACCGAUGAGCAAAUCCAACAGAUCUUCAAGGAAACCGUGGUGAAGGAAAAAGGAAUCUCCCUCUGGGAGCUAAUCCACUCUGGGUAUUUUGCCGAGGAGCAGAGGAGUGACUUCGUGGAGAGGUUCCGCUCCAAGGAGCUGUCGCUGCAGCAGCUGGUUGCUCUUGUGCUCAGGCUGGUUGGGGAGAUGGAGAUGAAAGCUCGCACCCAGAUCAGCUUGGAGGGCCUGCGGGGCAGCGUCCCUGCUGUCUGGCUGCUGGACACUGGCAUCAUUACUGAGAAGACCUUUGAGGAGCUGGCUCAGGGCGUAAGGACACCCGAGGAAGUGGCUGCGAUGGAGAGUGUGAAGAGGUACUUGCAGGGCACGGGCAGCAUCGCCGGGGUGUUCAUAGAGGCAUCCAAAAAGAAGAUGAGCUUUUAUGAUGCCAUGAAAAACAACCUUCUCCUCCCUGGGGCUGCUCUGAGGCUACUGGAAGCUCAGGCAGCCACAGGAUACCUAACUGACCCAGCCACAAAGCAGAGGCUCAGUGUGAGGGAUGCAGUGAAAGCGGCUGUUGUCGGCGAAGAGCUCACCGAGAAACUGCUGCUGGCUGAGAGGGCAGUGACUGGCUACAAGGACCCCUACACAGGGAGCUCCAUCUCACUGUGUCAAGCGCUCAGGAAAGAGCUGAUUCCCCUGGGAGAUGCUGUUCCCUUGCUAGAGGCCCAGCUGGCCACAGGAGGGGUCAUCGAUCCCAUUCACCACCAUCACCUUCCGCUCCAGGCUGCCUGCAGAUACGGCUUCUACGACGAGGAGCUGAACCAAACCCUCUCUCAGCUGAAUGACACCACCAGAGUAUUUGUUGAUCCAAACACCAAGGAGAACGUGACCUACCAGCAGCUGAAGGACAGGUGCAUUCAGGAGCCCGAGUCAGGUCUCUGGCUCCUUCCUCUGUCGGAGGACGCGAUGUUCUGUGUGGAUGACCAGACCAUGGAGGUGUUGAAAUCUGUGACGGUAUGUGUCAACAUUGGGCGGUUCAAAGGACAGACGGUGUCAGUCUGGGACCUUCUCAACUCGGAAUACCUCUCGGAUGGCAAGAGAAGAGAGCUGGUGCAAAAGUACAAGGAUGAGAACUCUGAAGCGCUACAUGAAAUCGUCACGAUUGUCACCACUAUCAUCAAAGAGACUGAGACACAGGGCAAGAAAUUCGCCUUCAAGGGCCUGAGGAAAAAGGUGUCUGCCAGCGACCUCUUCCAGUCUCAACUGAUAGACAAAAAGACCCUCGAUGAGCUCAACCAGGGGAAGAAAACUGUAAAGGAAGUCACUGAAAUGGACUCUGUCCGCAGGUACCUGGAGGGCAGCAAUUUCAUAGCCGGGGUCCUUAGACAACCAAGCAAUGAGAAGAUGAGCAUCUACCAGGCUAUGAGGAAGGGCAUCCUGAGGCCAGGGACAGCCCUGGUGCUGCUGGAGGCACAGGCUGCCACCGGCUACAUCAUCGACCCGGAGAAAAACCAGAAGCUGUCGGUGGAGGAAGCGUUAGCUGCAGGUCUGAUCGGAGGGGAGAUCUUUGAAAAGCUGCUCUGUGCGGAGAGGGCCGUGACGGGCUACACCGACCCCUACACUAAAGCCCCAAUGUCUCUGUUUGAAGCUAUGAACCAAGGGCUGAUUGUGAAGAGCCACGGCAUCCGGCUGCUGGAGGCCCAGAUCGCCACGGGCGGCAUCAUCGACCCGGUGCACAGCCACCGUGUCCCGGUUGAAGUGGCCUACCGGCGUGGCUACUUCAAUGAGGAGAUGAACCAGAUCCUGUCCGACCCCAGCGAUGACACCAAGGGCUUCUUUGACCCCAACACCCACGAGAACCUGACCUACAUGCAGCUCCUGGAGAGAUGUGUCCAAGAUCCAGAGACUGGAUUGUAUAUGCUACAGGUCGUUCAGAAAGGAGGAAAGUACUUCUACAUUGAUGAGGCUACAAAGCAGGCUUUGCACUCAAAGCUCCUUGAAAUGAAAGUUGGAAAGUUUAAGGACCAGACGGUUUCUGUCUGGGAAAUCCUCUGCUCUCAUUACAUCUCCGAGCAGAAAAGGAAAGAGCUGGUGCUGCAGUACAAAUGCAAAACCCUGACACUGGAAGAGCUUAUAGCCCUCAUCACCAAAAUAAUUGAGGACACAGAGCAAAGCACAGAAGCCCUGAAGGUUCCAGGACUCCGGGGGAAUGUGUCAGUGUCAGAACUGUUUGACUCUGAGAUAAUUGACAAGAAGACUCUGGAUCAGCUGCGAGAUGGGAGCCUGACGCUUGCCAGCCUCACAAAGAGGGACAACGUCAAAAGGUACUUGGAUGGCACUGGGUGCAUUGCUGGGGUUCUACUCCCAUCGAGGAAGGAGAAGAUGAGCAUCUAUCAGGCCCUGCAGAAGAACCUCCUCACAGAGCAAUGUGCACUGGGGCUGCUGGAGGCACAGGCUGCCACUGGUUUUAUCAUUGACCCCCUGAAAAAUAAGAAGCUAUCUGUGGAAGAGGCCGUCUCAUCCGGACUGGUGGGCAAGGAGCUGCACAAGAAGCUCCUGUCAGCAGAGAAAGCUGUGAUAGGAUACAUAGACCCUCAAACGGGCAACAACAUCUCCCUGUACCAGGCUGUAAUGCAGAAGGUAACGGUCAGGGAGCACGGCAUCCGGCUGCUCGAGGCCCAGAUCGCCACCGGUGGCAUCAUCGACCCCCUGCACGGCCACCGCAUCCCGGUCCAGGUGGCCUACCGGCGCGGCUACUUGGAUGAGGAGAUGUUCCUCCUGCUUUCAGAUCCAGAUCAUGGUGUCAAAGGUUUCAUAGAUCCAAACACUCGUGAGAAAAUCAGUUACAGCCAGCUCCUGCAGAGGUGUGCCAAAGACAGCGACACUGGGUUGUACCUGCUGCAGGUCAUGGAGAAGGAAGACAACUAUUUCUACAUCGAUGAGAAAACCAAGAAUGCCCUGUUGUCUACAAAGGUACAAGUGCCGUUUGGGAAGUACAAAGGAGAGGUGUUGUCACUGUGGGAACUUCUCUGUUCCGAGUACAUCACGGAGGAGAAAAGAAAAGAACUGGUGAAGAAGUAUAAAGAGGAAUCCCAUCGCGUUAUCCAAAACAUCAUUCACAUCAUCCUGACCAUCAUCAAAGAAAAAGAGGAGGACAGAAGUGACGUCUGGUUCCAAGGGAUCAGACAGCAAAUAACAGCAUCAGAGCUGCUGAGUGCAGAGAUAAUUACAGAAGAAACGAUGGAAAAACUCAACAAGGGAACAGAGACGGUACAGGAAAUAGCACAAAUGGACAAGGUGAAAAGAUACCUUGAGGGAACAGGAACCAUCGCUGGCGUGCUGGUGCCCUCCAAGGACAACCCCGGCAAGAUGGAAAAGAUGAGCAUCUACCAGGCCAUGUGGAAGGGCAUCCUGAGGCAGGGCACGGCCCUGGUGCUGCUGGAGGCACAGGCUGCCACCGGCUUUGUCGUUGACCCGCUCAAUAACAAGAAGCUCUCUGUGGACGAGGCUGUCUCGUCGGGGCUGGUGGGCAGUGAGCUACAGAAAAAACUUCUUUCCGCAGAGAGAGCAGUGACAGGCUACACCCACCCAUACACAGGACAAAAGAUCUCGCUGUUCCAGGCCAUGAAGAAGGAUCUGAUCGUGAAGGAGCACGGCAUCCGGCUGCUGGAGGCCCAGAUCGCCACGGGCGGCAUCAUCGACCCGCUGCACAGCCACCGCGUCCCGGUCGAGGUGGCCUACCGGCGCGGCUACUUCGACCAGGAGAUGAGCCAGGUGCUGUCGGACCCCAGCGACGACACCAAGGGCUUCUUCGACCCCAACACCCACGAGAACCUGACCUACAUGCAGCUCCUGCGCCGCUGCGUGCCCGACCCGGAGACGGGGCUGCUGAUGCUGCAGCUGACGGACAAGGGCUCGGUGCUGCACCAGCUGACCGAGGACGCCCGCAAAGCCCUGCAGGCCGCCCGCACCAGCCUGAGCGUGGGGCUGUUCCAGGGCCAGAGCGUCACCGUCUGGGAGCUGCUCUUCUCCCGCUACGUCCCCGAGCACCAGCGCCAGGAGCUGCUGAGGAAAUACAAGGCAGGGUCGGUCACCAUCCCGGAGCUGAUCGCCAUCCUCACCGCCAUCGUCACUGAGGCUGAGGGCCAGGGCCACGGCACUACUGUGCUCAGCCAGUCAUUGCAGAAGGAGGCCCCAAGGACAGCCCAGAAUGGAGAGGCCACAGGGUCUGGGCAGGAGCAGGAGCGGGAGCUGGAGCUGGAACGGUCCCUCAGGUCCCACACCAUCGAGGUGUCAGCCCAGGAGUUCCAGGGCAGGAAGGUGUCUCUCUGGGAGCUCCUCUUCUCCAAGUACAUCAGUGAGGCAAAGAGGCAGGAGCUGCUGGGGCAGGCCCGUACCAGGAGCCUGUCUCUAGAGGAGCUGGCGAGGCAGCUGCGUGUCCUGGUCCAGGAGGCGGUGGAGCGCAGCAGCAAGGUGAAGUUCACGGGCCUCAGGAGGCAGGUGACCGCCUCGGACCUGCUGGACUCGGGCAUCAUCGACAAGGACACGCUGGCCGAGCUGGUGCAGGGCUCCAGGACGGUGCAGGAGGUGACGCAAAUGGCCUCGGUCAAGCGCUACCUGGACGGCACGGGCUGCAUCGCCGGCGUGCUGGUGCCGUCCAAGGACGACCCCGGCAAGAUGGAGAAGAUGAGCAUCUACCAGGCCAUGUGGAAGGGCAUCCUGAGGCAGGGCACGGCCCUGGUGCUGCUGGAGGCACAGGCUGCCACCGGCUUUGUCGUCGAUCCCCUCAGCAACCAGAAGCUGUCGGUGGACGAGGCCGUCUCGUCGGGGCUGGUGGGCACCGAGCUGCACGACAAGCUGCUGUCGGCUGAGAGGGCCGUGACGGGCUACACCGACCCCUACACAGGCGAGCAGAUCUCGCUGUUCCAGGCCAUGCAGAAGGAUCUGAUUGUGAAGGAGCACGGCAUCCGGCUGCUGGAGGCCCAGAUCGCCACGGGCGGCAUCAUCGACCCGCUGCACAGCCACCGCGUCCCGGUCGAGGUGGCCUACCGGCGCGGCUACUUCGACCAGGAGAUGAGCCAGGUGCUGUCGGACCCCAGCGACGACACCAAGGGCUUCUUCGACCCCAACACCCACGAGAACCUGACCUACAUGCAGCUCCUGCGCCGCUGCGUGCCCGACCCGGAGACGGGGCUGCUGAUGCUGCAGCUGACGGACAAGGGCUCGGUGCUGCACCAGCUGACCGAGGACGCCCGCAAAGCCCUGCAGGCCGCCCGCACCAGCCUGAGCGUGGGGCUGUUCCAGGGCCAGAGCGUCACCGUCUGGGAGCUGCUCUUCUCCCGCUACGUCCCCGAGCACCAGCGCCAGGAGCUGCUGAGGAAAUACAAGGCAGGGUCGGUCACCAUCCCGGAGCUGAUCGCCAUCCUCACCGCCAUCGUCACUGAGGCUGAGGGCCAGGGCCACGGCACUACUGUGCUCAGCCAGUCAUUGCAGAAGGAGGCCCCAAGGACAGCCCAGAAUGGAGAGGCCACAGGGUCUGGGCAGGAGCAGGAGCGGGAGCUGGAGCUGGAACGGUCCCUCAGGUCCCACACCAUCGAGGUGUCAGCCCAGGAGUUCCAGGGCAGGAAGGUGUCUCUCUGGGAGCUCCUCUUCUCCAAGUACAUCAGUGAGGCAAAGAGGCAGGAGCUGCUGGGGCAGGCCCGUACCAGGAGCCUGUCUCUAGAGGAGCUGGCGAGGCAGCUGCGUGUCCUGGUCCAGGAGGCGGUGGAGCGCAGCAGCAAGGUGAAGUUCACGGGCCUCAGGAGGCAGGUGACCGCCUCGGACCUGCUGGACUCGGGCAUCAUCGACAAGGACACGCUGGCCGAGCUGGUGCAGGGCUCCAGGACGGUGCAGGAGGUGACGCAAAUGGCCUCGGUCAAGCGCUACCUGGACGGCACGGGCUGCAUCGCCGGCGUGCUGGUGCCGUCCAAGGACGACCCCGGCAAGAUGGAGAAGAUGAGCAUCUACCAGGCCAUGUGGAAGGGCAUCCUGAGGCAGGGCACGGCCCUGGUGCUGCUGGAGGCACAGGCUGCCACCGGCUUUGUCGUCGAUCCCCUCAGCAACCAGAAGCUGUCGGUGGACGAGGCCGUCUCGUCGGGGCUGGUGGGCACCGAGCUGCACGACAAGCUGCUGUCGGCUGAGAGGGCCGUGACGGGCUACACCGACCCCUACACAGGCGAGCAGAUCUCGCUGUUCCAGGCCAUGCAGAAGGAUCUGAUUGUGAAGGAGCACGGCAUCCGGCUGCUGGAGGCCCAGAUCGCCACGGGCGGCAUCAUCGACCCGCUGCACAGCCACCGCGUCCCGGUCGAGGUGGCCUACCGGCGCGGCUACUUCGACCAGGAGAUGAGCCAGGUGCUGUCGGACCCCAGCGACGACACCAAGGGCUUCUUCGACCCCAACACCCACGAGAACCUGACCUACAUGCAGCUCCUGCGCCGCUGCGUGCCCGACCCGGAGACGGGGCUUUAUUUCCUUAACAUUUUGGGAAAGGAACUCGUAAAGGCCAUCUGCCUUUCUAACAGCCGAGAGACGAGGCUGGCUGCAGCUGGGCGGCAGCCCCAGCAGCCCAGCAUCACGGAUGCAGAUCCUGACGUGACACAGACUGUCCCGUCCUGCCUCCUGCCUGCCUCGUGCAGCCCCUCGAGGGCCCGCAGAGCCCCCCACGUGUGGGGCACGGAGCUGAAACAGCCGCUGCCGUCCCGCUGCUCCCGCAGCCGCUCACGCAGCUGCCUGCUGGUCCGGGCUGAGAAGUGGCUGGAGGAGCAGGAGCAGGAGCAGGAGCAGAGGAGCCAGCCGCUCCGGAUCCGCGCCCGGCAGCAGGACUAUUCCCCUGAGAAAACGCAGAGGAUGAGUGGACCUCCUCAGAACAACAAGUCAAGUGACACGGGGAGUAACGUGACUGCAGGCAGACACAAAGAGAUGGGCGAGGGUGGGAGCAACUUCAUAGCUGGAGUCUUCAUCCAGGCCGUGAAUAAGAAGAUGAGCAUCUAUGAUGCCAUGAUGAGAGGGCUCCUGACACCAGGCACAGCGCUGGUGCUGCUGGAGGCACAGGCUGCUUCAGGCUUUGUCGUCGAUCCCGUGAGGAACCAGAAGCUGUCGGUGAAAGAGGCGCUGGCUGCAGGGCUCGUGGGCAGAGAUUUCUAUGAGAAGCUGCUGUCUGCAGAGGGAGCAGUGACAGGGUACACGGAGCCCUACACAGGACACAAGAUCUCCCUGUUCCAGGCCAUGAAGGAAGGCUUCAUCGUAAAGGAACACGCCGUGCGCCUGCUGGAGGCCCAGAUCGCCACGGGCGGCAUCAUCGACCCGCUGCACAGCCACCGCCUCCCGGUCGAGGUGGCCUACCGGCGCGGCUACUUCGACCACGAGAUGUGCCAGGUCUUGUCCAACCCCAACAGUCAAGCAAGAAGUUGCUUCGACCCCAACACCCACGAGAACCUGACCUACAUGCAGCUCCUGCGCCGCUGCGUGCCCGACCCGGAGACGGGGCUGCUGAUGCUGCAGCUGACGGACAAGGGCUCGGUGCUGCACCAGCUGACCGAGGACGCCCGCAAAGCCCUGCAGGCCGCCCGCACCAGCCUGAGCGUGGGGCUGUUCCAGGGCCAGAGCGUCACCGUCUGGGAGCUGCUCUUCUCCCGCUACGUCCCCGAGCACCAGCGCCAGGAGCUGCUGAGGAAAUACAAGGCAGGGUCGGUCACCAUCCCGGAGCUGAUCGCCAUCCUCACCGCCAUCGUCACUGAGGCUGAGAUGGAAACUGGGGACCUGAGCUCAUCCACAGUUACACCCGACACCGAGGUGGAAGUGUCACAACCAGCUCAGGACACACACUCCCAGGAGCAACAGCUGAGAAAGUCCUUAAAGUCUGCAACCAUCUACGUCACUGCUGGUGAGUUCCAGGGGCAAAACAUUUCCUUGCUGGAUCUGCUCUUCUCCAAGUACGUGCCCCAAGAGAAGCGGCAGGAGCUGCUGGAGCUGUACAGAGCAGGGAUACUGACCACAGGACACGUGGCUGCUGUGGUCACCACCAUCAUACACAGGACAGAAGAGGCAAAUGCCACACUCACAGCUACUGCCAGAAGUUCACACACAGCAGUGGCAAGGGUAGAGGAAAAGGGAGAAGUUUCUUCAACACACGAUGCACAACUAGAUAACAUCUUGAAGUCCACAACCAUUGGUGUGCCAGCUGGUGACUUGCAGGAGAAGCAGGUCUGUAUGUGGGAUCUGCUCUCCUCUGACUACAUCCCUGAGGAGAAAAGGCAGCAGCUUCUGGAUCUGUACUAUGAAAGACUAUUAACUCUGGAGCAGCUGGUAACUGUGGUCACCACUCUCAUUAAGAAAAAGGAAUCUACAGGCAGGAAAUUCCUAGUUGCAGUCAAGGCUUCCAACGAGGACACUGUGUCAUCAGCAGGAGAGAAGCAUAAUGACUCCCCCAAAGAAGAGCCAUGGGAAACAGCACUGAAAACCACAGUUGUGGACAUGGAGGUUGGGGAGUUUCAUGGGCACAAGGUGUCUGUGUGGGACCUGCUCCACUCCAAGUAUAUCCCUGAGGAGAACAGAAGGGAGCUCCUGGAGCUGUACCAGGCAGGAGAGUUAACUCUUGAGCAGGUGAAAAGCGUUGUCAGCACCAUUGUAACCAAGGCAGAAGCAGCAAGGGCUGAGCAAUCAGCAAAUGUGAGUGGUCCAAGAGCAGAGCCAGCAGCUGCAAAACCCAAGCACACCCACACCCAGGAGGACAGGAGCUGGGAAGAAGUCCUGAAGUCCACCACAGUCAAGAUGUCAGUGGGUGAGUUCCAGGGGAAGCAGGUCUGUGUGUGGGACCUGCUCUUCUCUGACUACAUCCCUGAGGAGAAGAGACAGGAGCUCCUGGAGCUGUACUGUGCAGGAACAUUGCCUUUGGAGAGGUUAAUAGUUGUCAUCACCACUCUCAUUAGAAAAAAAGAGUCUACAGGCAGGAAAUUCCUAGUUGCAGUCAAGGCUUCCAACAAGGACACUGUGUCAUCAGCAGGAGAGAAGCAUAAUGACUCCCCCAAAGAAGAGCCAUGGGAAACAGCACUGAAAACCACGGUUGUGGACAUGGAGGUUGGGGAGUUUCAUGGGCACAAGGUGUCUGUGUGGGACCUGCUCCACUCCAAGUAUAUCCCAGAGGAGAACAGAAGGGAGCUCCUGGAGCUGUACCAAGCAGGAGAGUUAACUCUUGAGCAGGUGAAAAGCGUUGUCAGCACCAUUGUAACCAAGACAGAAGCAGCAACAGCUGAGCAAUCAGCAAAUGUGAGUGGUCCAAGAGCAGAGCCAGCAGCUGCAGAACCCAAGCACACCCACACACAGGAGGACAGGAGCUGGGAAGAGAUCCUCAAGUCCACCACAGUCAAGAUGUCAGUGGGUGAGUUCCAGGGGAAGCAGAUCUGUGUGUGGGACCUGCUCUUCUCUGACUACAUCCCUGAGGAGAAGAGACAGGAGCUCCUGGAGCUGUACUGUGCAGGAACAUUGCCUUUGGAGAGGUUAAUAGUUGUCAUCACCACUCUCAUUAGAAAAAAAGAGUCUACAGGCAGGAAAUUCCUAGUUGCAGUCAAGGCUUCCAACAAGGACACUGUGUCAUCAGCAGGACAGCAGGACGACCACUCCCCCAAAGAAGAGCCAUGGGAAACAGCACUGAAAACCACGGUUGUGGACAUGGAGGUUGGGGAGUUUCAUGGGCACAAGGUGUCUGUGUGGGACCUGCUUCACUCCAAGUAUAUCCCUGAGGAGAACAGAAGGGAGCUCCUGGAGCUGUACCAAGCAGGAGAGUUAACUCUUGAGCAGGUGAAAAGCGUUGUCAGCACCAUUGUAACCAAGACAGAAGCAGCAAGGGCUGAGCAAUCAGCAAAUGUGAGUGGUCCAAGAGCAGAGCCAGCAGCUGCAGAACCCAAGCACACCCACACACAGGAGGACAGGAGCUGGGAAGAAGUCCUGAAGUCCACCACAGUCAAGAUGUCAGUGGGUGAGUUCCAGGGGAAGCAGAUCUGUGUGUGGGACCUGCUCUUCUCUGACUACAUCCCUGAGGAGAAGAGACAGGAGCUCCUGGAGCUGUACCAUGCAGGAACACUCACCACUCAGGAACUGGCCAGCACCACCAGCAGUAUUGUGAGAGACAGCCAAGAAAGGCAGCUUUCAGCCCUUCCCCAGGAGACAGUGGAUCUCCUCCAGCAUGAGGGCUCCUACAUUACUUUUGGCCAGUUCCAGGAGCAGAGGGUGUCGGUGUGGGAGCUCCUCUCCACCAAGCAAGUCUCAGAGUACAAGCGGGAGGCACAUCUCGACACUUACGGCACCGGGGGGCUGACUGUGAACAAGAUCACCAUCACCACCACCGUCAUCACAGGCCCACAGCGUAGCAAGAGAUGCCAGCAGGACCACUGA